Molecule: messenger RNA, 1196 nt
Organism: Bombina bombina (fire-bellied toad)
Lineage: Eukaryota; Metazoa; Chordata; Amphibia; Anura; Bombinatoridae
Product: oocyte zinc finger protein XlCOF7.1-like
Exons: 7
Coding region: 98-1189 (363 amino acids)
Biological process (GO): negative regulation of transcription by RNA polymerase II
Molecular function (GO): DNA-binding transcription repressor activity, RNA polymerase II-specific
Source: RefSeq, a predicted model, not a curated record
AACAGGAAUAGUUCUGAUGCUGUCCCAUCUCUCAUGUUGCCAUUUUUCUUUCUUCUCACAGUUGUCACAUUUAUAGCAACUGACUCAGUCACUGACGAUGAACAUAUACAGUAAGCAGAUGGCAGAGCAGUUCCUGAGUCAGGCCCUGGGCAUCAUCUGCCUGCUGACUGGAGAGGAAUAUGCUAUUGUGAAGAAGAGGUCCUCCCACAGCAGCCUUCACCGGCAGAGCAGAGAGGUGCCUAUAAAGUGUGAUGAUGUUGCCGUGUAUUUCUCUAUGGAGGAGUGGGAGUAUAUAGAGGGACACAAGGAGCUUUACAAGGACGUCAUGAUGGAGACUCAUCAAGCACUAAGGACUAUGGAGAUACCAAGAAAUGAGAGCUCAGAACUAUCAGGUCACAGUGAUGAAAAUCUAGACACAGGAGAACAUGGAGAACUUGUACAGAAUAUUCAGCCAUCAGAUGUCUCUGCAGAUGACAUUAAUACUGACAUAGAUGUUAAAACAGAAGAUCUGAGUGUAACGUGUCAGCUGGAAGCUCCAAUGCAGGAAAUGUGUUACAGCGACAAUGAAGGUGAAAACGAUGCUAAGAUUUUGCAUACUACAGAAGAAACAGAAGAUCAGUGGCUAAGAAAUGUGCCUGAAUCUCCACAGCAAAAAAUAUGUGACAGUAUUAAUAUAGAUGAAUUUACAAACUUCAAUGAUCCUGGUCAUGGCGAAAGUGCUGAUACUUCUUUCAAUUUUCUUCAAAACCAAAGAAGCCACAUGGGAAAUUUAUAUUCUGAAUCUGGAAAAUAUUUUACCUUGAAAUCAGCUCUUACUAAUCACAUAGAAAUUCAAACAGAAAAGAAAGUAUUCUCAUGUUCUCUCUGUGGGAAAUGUUUUACUCUGAAAUCAUCUCUUAUUAGGCAUGAAAAAAAUCAUACAGGAGAGAAAGCAUUUUCGUGUGCUGACUGUGGCAAAUGUUUUACUUGGAAAUCAGAUCUUAUUAGGCAUCAGAAAAUUCAUACAGGAGAGAAAGCAUUUUCAUGUUCUGACUGUGGUAAAUGUUUUACUCAGAAAUCAAAUCUUAUUAUUCAUCAGAAAAUACAUACAGGGAAAAAAGCAUUUUCAUGUUCUGAAUGUGGGAAAUCUUUUACACUGAAAGGAUAUCUUGUUACGCAUCAGAAAAUUCAUAAUAAAGGUCAUCAGUGAAAUCAUA